AUGGUGGUGGUGAAAAAAUUAGAUGAGGGUCUGAGAUGAGAACAGGCCAUGUGUUCCUCCAUUGUGAGUAGUUUUAUAAGGGAAAGCUCAGCACAUGCGGCAAGUUCAGACUAGGACAAUAGGCCUUUCAGUGAUGCUCAGUGCCCUCUUUAUGUGCAGGCAGAAAAGGGGCAUCACAGAUGCGGCUCGCCAAGUCACCAUGAUCUACUGCUAUUCAGGACCCAUGGGGUAAAAAAUCGGAAUGAUUGCCAGGAGCUGCCAGAGUGUGCCUUUCAUCUCAGAAAAAUUAUCAGAAAAAAAUGUUACUCACAGCCUCAAAAGCCACAUUAAAUAACCGUUAUCUUGUCCUAAUUAUGAUACAGAUCCUCCAUCCUUCAGGAUAAAGUGUUGGCUUUUGAAUGUUAAAAGUACUUAUUUUCCUCCAGUCCUCCUCCUCUUCCCAGGAGCGCCUGCACCAGCUUCCCUACCAGCCCACUCAAGACGAGCUCCAUUUCCUGUUCAAGCACUUCCGUAGCUCGGAGAGCGUGACCGACGAGGAAGUGCGACCCUCGCCGUUCAUGCGCCCUCGCUCCCGCAGCCUCAGGUAGCCGUCCAUUACCCCUCGCCUUAACUGUAAUGUGCUAUAUCAUCAAAAUGAGAUUUAAUGCAUCGUCACCCUCCGUACAUUUUUGUGGAGUUGUUUUUUUUGUCAGACAUGGGAAGUUAUUACAUGCAAAUUGGUACAUCUUCAAAAACGAUGUAUUAAGUCAAACCCAGAUUUGACUGUACAGUACCAGGAUCUCAUUGUUAUGCCUGGUUCUUAAUUAACUUGUCUCCCUUUGUGUUGUGCUAGAGAACCUACAGUUGAAGUCAGAAGUUUACAUACACUUAGGAUGGAGUCAUUAAAACUUGUUUUUCAACCACUCCACACAUUUCUUGUUAACAAACUAUAGUUUUGGCAAGUCGGUUAGGACAUCUACUUUGUGCAUGACACAAGUACUUUUUCCAACAAUUGUUUACAGACAGAUUAUUUCACUUAUAAUUCACUGUAUCACAAUUCCAGUGGGUCAGAAGUUUACAUACACUAAGUUGACUGUGCCUUUAAACAGCUUGGAAAAUUCCAGAAAAUUAUGUCAUGGCUUUAGAAGCUUCUGAUAGGCUAAUUGAAAUCAUUUGAGUCAAUUGGAGAUGUACCUGUGGAUGUAUUUCAAGGCCUACCUUCAAACUCAGUGCCUCUUUGCUUGACAUCAUGGGAAAAUCAAAAGAAAUCAGCCAAGACCUCAUAAAACAAAUUCUAGACCCCAACAAGUCUGGUUCAUCCUUGGGAGCAAUUUCCAAAUGCCUGAAGGUACCACGUUCAUCUGUACAAACAAUAGUACGCAAGUAUAAACACCAUGGGACCACGCAGCCGACAUACCGCUCUGGAAGGAGACGUGUUCUGUCUCCUAGAGAUGAACGUACUUUGGUGCGAAAAGUGCAAAUCAAUCCCAGAACAACAGCAAAGGACCUUGUGAAGAUGCUGGAAGAAACAGGUACAAAAGUAUCUAUAUCCACAGUAAAACAAGUCCUAUAUCGACAUAACCUGAAAGGCCGCUCAGCAAGGAAGAAGCCAUUGCUCCAAAACCGCCAUAAAAAAGCCAGACUACGGUUUGCAAUUGCACAUGGGGACAAAGAUUGUACUUUUUGGAGAAAUGUCCUCUGGUGUGAUGAAACAAAAAUAGAACUGUUUGGCCAUAAUGAUCAUUGUUAUGUUUGGAGGAAAAAGGGGGUAGCUUGCAAGCUGAAAAACACCAUCCCAACUGUGAAGCACAGGGGUGGCAGCAUCAUGCUGUGGGAGUGCUUUGCUGCAGGAGGGAAUGGUGCACUUCACAAAAUAGAUGGCAUCAUGAGGAAGGAAAAUUAUGUGGAUAUAUUGAAGCAACAUCUCAAGACAUCAGUUAGGAAGAUAAAGCUUGGUCGCAAAUGGGUCUUCCAAAUGGACAAUGACCCCAAGCAUACUUCCAAAGUUGUGGAAAAAUGGCUUAAGGACAACAAAGUCAAGGUAUUGGAGUGGCCAUCACAAAGCCCUGACCUCAAUCCUAUAGAAAAUGUGUGGGCAGAACUGAAAAAGCGUGUGCAAGCAAGGAGGCCUACAAACCUGACUCAGUUACACCAGCUCUGUCAGGAGGAAUGGGCCAAAAUUCACCCAACUUAUUGUGGGAAGCUUGUGGAAGGCUACCCGAAACGUUUGACCCAAGUUAAACAAUUUAAAGGCAAUGCUACCAAAUACUAAUUGAGUGUAUGUAAACUUCUGACCCACUGGGAAUGUGAUGAAAGAAAUAAAAGCUUAAAUAAAUCAUUCUCUCUACUAUUAUUCUGACAUUUCACAUUCUUAAAAUAAAGUGGUGAUCCUAACUGACCCAAGACAGGGAAUUUUUACUAGGAUUAAAUGUCAGGAAUUGUGAAAAACUGAGUUUAAAUGCAUUUGGCUAAGGUGUAUGUAAACUUCCGACUUCAACUGUAGGUGUGGACGAGAGCAUGAGUCAGUGGAGUGUUUACACAGUGAACUGACGAACGGAGACAAUGUAUUAAUCUACAUCCCCUUACCUGGGGGCUGUUUCACAAAGCAGAAUCAAUGAGUUAGCUAGUUAGUGAUCCUGCUUUGUACAAUCCAACCCUGCUGCCAGUUCUGCCAGUGUGGACAGUCAAAAUGUAUUCAGUCCUGUAACAAAGUAAAGCAAAGUAUUUUGCAUUUGCCAAUGUUCAGUACGCCUCAAGUUGAUCUCUAGCUAAACCCACUACGCAGUGGGGAUGCAGUUUAAUACAAUAAUAUUAUAAAAUAUAUAUAUAUAUAUAUAUAUAUAUAUAUAUUAUAACAGUAUAAUACUGUAGAAAAUGAGCCUGUUUUGUAAUAAGUAACAUACUGCACCAAUUUGUGGGACUCUCGUAGGGUCCGAUUAAGCAUAGAUUAGCCUACACAGACAGGGAAGGAUGCAGAGCGUGGUGUUACUGCGUGGCUUAAGGCGAGCAGCGUUGUGUACCAUGCGCCGCCCGAGCUCCCUGUGUUGUCGUGGCAUGGCGUGCAGUGCGUGGGUGGGUGGGUGGGUGCAGAGCACUGCGGGGACCAGCUAAGCUGGAGGUUCUCGGGGGGCCAAGUUGGGGGCGGAGCUGCAGUGUGUGGUGGUCAGGCUGCAGGCCAUCUGCUGCAACAGAAGCCUCUUUCAUUGCAACAAAAAAUGUGGAUGGGGUGCAUUUCUGCUCCGUACCCCUAACUCUUGGACGAUGAGAUUAGGGGGGAAGACAGGAGAGGAAAGGCCCUGUCUGUCUGUUACAUGGGCCAGACAGACAGUAUAGAUGUGGUCCAUAUCUUACACCAGCUGUUGUCUUACCUAAUACGGAAGAGUUAAAAAAAAAUCCAAAGUAAAACAGGAAAUGAGCUUGGAAGCUAAAUAAAAUGUGUUGAUUUAGAUGUUUUGAAGGGAUUAGGUUUUUAUCUUUGUCAGAAUGUUGCAAAUUCACUAUUCCACAAUGAAUCUUCACUUGGGAUGAUAAUUUUAGCCAUUAUUCAAAAUAUUGCACCCAUCCAAUAAGAAUGUCAAUUGCCGACUGCUUCACAGAUUUUUGCGAGCUCUGUCAGUCCAUUUGGUUGGAUUGGAAUAAAGAAAUUGACAAGCUUUGUGUCCUUUUCUGUUUUAGCCCCGGAAGAACAGUGGGUUCAUUCGAUAAUGAGAUCGUCAUGAUGAACCAUGUUUACAAAGAACGGUUUCCGAAGGUACGUCAUGUUCUCACCUCAAUCUUUGUUGUACAGGAAGCAAUGUCUGUUUGUAUUUGCCAUAAUCAGAAAGCUUAUUUCCUCUCUGCUUCUGGGGAAUGUGAUUACUCUGACUUAUCUGACUUUCUGAACGUUGUACUUGGACUAACCAUGGUCACCAUAAAAUGUCUGAAGAUAUUUAGCAGUAUUGGAUGCUCCAGAAGGACCACUUAACCGUGGUUACCCUGAAAUGUCUUCCCAUGUCCUGUUUGGGUGCUACUGAAGGAUUACACUUGGUUGCAGGCUUUGAUGAAAUGUAUUUUCACUAUUUUCACUUACUAAACUAAUGCUUAGGUGUGUUUUGUUUUGUAUAAUGUUGUGUGUGUUUGCUAUCCCUUUAGGCCACAGCGCAGAUGGAGGAGCGCUUGCUGGAUAUUGUCACCGCCUGCUCCCCAGACAGCACCCUCCCACUGUCCGAUGGCGUGCUGGGCUUCAUCCAGCACCAGCUGGUGGAGCUGGUCCGAGACUGUCUGGACAAGUCCCACACUGGUGUGGUCACCUCACGCUACUUUGUGGAGCUGCAGGAGAAGCUGGAGAAGCUGCUCCACGAGGUGGGAUAUCCACAAAUAUCUUUGCGUCUAGGUUUAUCAGUGUGAUCGGACCAUAACUGCCAGCACUUAAGUCUAAAAUGUGUUUCCUCAGACUACCCUUGGGCAUCCAGUUGUUUUAUGAUUUGCAUAUUAUGUCAACCCCCUGAGGAAUAAAUAAGUUGUUUUUGGAUGGCAUGUUAUUUGUAUGGUUUCACUAGUGCAGCCAAUGAUGAUGACUCACCAUUUGAAUCAGGAGGCCCUCAGAAUACAGCCAAGGAAUAUUCUCGUUUGUUGAUGUAACGUCCUCUCUGACUCAUUAUCUUGGGGAUACGCGUGUGUGUAUAAUAUUACUGGCCACGUUUAACCCAUCUGUUCAGGAGGACACGUUGCUUUUCUCCUCCUUUUUCAGAUGUUCGUCCUCAUUGCCUCGGUUUGUUUUGUUUUUCCUUCUUGCUUUUUUAAUGAAUCAGAUUUUCCCUCACGGAGGCCACUGAGCAUGACUGAGGCUGUCUCAUGUGGGGUUGUUUCCAGCUAGAUGUCUUUCUGUGAUGCGCAACAUAUUUCAGGUUUUGCAUUUUUAAUUCAGAGUUAUCGCACUGCACCAUUGUUCUGUGUUUAGAGCCUCUAUCCAGAGCUCCUCUAUCCAGAGCUCCUCUAGCCAUAGCUCCUCUAGCCAUAGCCAGAGCUCCUCUAGCCAGAGUAGAUAUUGGCGGGAACUGGAAUACGCUGCCGUACUUGUCGAUCCAGAGCAUCCCAAACAUGAUCAAUGGGUGACAUGUCUGGUGAGUAUGCAGGCCAUGGAAGAACUGGAACAUUUUCAGCUUCCAGGAAUUGUGUACAGAUCCUUGCAACAUUGGGCUGUGCAUUAUCAUGCUGAAACAUAAGGUGAUGGCGGCGGAUGAAUGGCAUGACAAUGGGCCUCAGGAUCUCGUCACGGUAUCUCUGUGCAUUCAUGGGGCACCCUGUUCAUAACGUAGACAUCAGCAAACCACUCGCCCACACAACGUCAUGCACGUGGUCUGUGGUUGUGAGGCCAGUUGGGCGUACUGACAAAUUCUCUAAAAUGACGUUGGUGGCUUAUGGUAGAGAAAUGAACAUUCAAUUCGCUGGCCACAGCUGUGGUGGACAUUCCUGCAGUCAGCAUGCCAAUUGCACACUCCCUCAACUUGAGACAUCUGUGGCAUUGUGUUAUGUGACAAAACUGCACAUUUUGGAGUGGCCUUUUAUUGUCCCCAGCACAAGGCGCACCUGUGUAAUGAUCAUGCUGUUUAAUCAGCUUCUUGAUAUGCCACACCUGUAAAGUGGUGGAUUAUCUUGGCAAAGGACAAAUGCUCACUAACAGGGAUGUAAACAAAUUUGUUGCCAAAAUUUUAGAUAAAUAAUAUUUUUGUGCGUAUGUACAAUUUCUGGGAUCCUUUAUUUCAGCUCAUGAAACAUGGGACCAACACUUUACAUGUUGCGUUUAUAUUUUUGUUCAGUGUAGUUAGUUGUCCUCUUUGUGUGUGUGUGUGUCAAACCUGAGUUCAAAUACUAUUUCAAUUAUUUCGAUUACUUUCACAUACAUUUAAAAGUCAGUAUUCAGAUAUUUUCUUUGGAAAAUGCAAGUAGUUGAAUAUUGGAAUGUAUUUGUAAAUACGCCAAGAAAGUAUUGGCAUGUAUUUGAAAAUACUCAAAUACACAGUGUAUUUUCAAAUACAAAUAAAUACUUCCAUGCAUUUGAACCUAGGUCGUAGGAGAAUUUGAAAUAAUGUAUUUGGAAAUAAGUAUUAGGCUAAAUAGGAAAUUAUUUGAAAAUACUUCAAAUAGUAGUAGAUUUCGGCCACAUUAUUUGAAAAUACUCAAAUACACAGAAAAUAAGUAUUUAAAUAACAAAUAAUUAAAUACAUGUAUUUGAACCCAGGUCUGGUGUCUGUACAUUGUGACCCAGCUGUCCAGUCACUUGCAACUGGCCUCAGAAGGACCGUGAAUCAAAAGCCAAUGCAAUUCUCCCUAUUGAUCCUGGUAUACAAACUAAAACAUAAUAAUAAUUUGGUGGGUGCUUAUAUUUGUCUUAUUUCAAAUGUGUUGUCGUGGAAAUUCUUCAGAGGGAUACGCAAAGUCAAUCUCCCGAGUGGCGCAGCGGUCUAAGGCACUGCAUCUCAGUGCUUGAGGCGUCACUACAGACCCCCUGGUUCAAUUCCAGGCUGUAUCACAACCGGCCGUGAUUGGGAGUCCCAUAGGGCAGUGCACAAUUGGCCCAGCGUCGUCCGGGUUUGGCCGGUGUAGGCCGUCAUUGUAAAUAAGAAUUUGUUCUUAACUGACUUGCCUAGUUAAAUAAAGGUUAAAUAAAAAAAAUAAAAGGAGGAGUGCUGCAAUUUUCUGGUCUCGCCUAGGGCGGCAUAUCAACCAGGACCGGGCCUGAGUUCACAUGUAUGUGGUAGGGAUUAACCACGGCCAGUAGAGAGGUAAGGAAAGGAAGUUUUUUUUUUUUUAUAAAUAAAUGAGUCAUUGUUUAUUAAUAGCAAGCUGGAGUGGUCACAGUCAAACUUAGAUGCAUAAAGUACCGGUCUGAAGUGAGCUCCCCUGGGGCAGUCCCGUUAGAUCUCUUAUAUACUGCUUACAGACAUGUUGCGUAGUUCAUAGGGUUGGUUCCGGCAUGUGUCAGGCACCAUCUCCUAUCUUAAUUUAUAGAAUAUAUUCUGGGCGUUCUGCCAGAUGCUCCUAAGGAGGGGGUCAUGUCGCCCCCCCCCCCCUCAAAUCUUUACCAAGCACAGGCAGGAACCAAGGAUUAUUUAUGACAUUAAGACAAGAUGUCAUAAAUAUCCCAACUGCCCCUGAGACAACCUCAGAGAGUGGGGUCAUGGCCAGGGUCAGCCAUUAUCGAUGGCGUCCCUGGAGCAAUAUGGGUUAAGUGCCUUGCUCAAGGGCACAUCAACAGAUUUUUCUACUCGUAGGCUCGGUGAUUCGAACUAGUGACCUUUCGGUUACUGGCCCAACGCUCUAACCGCUAGGCUACCUGCCGCCCAGGUACAUGAUUGUGAUGCUUGGGGUAGCCAAUAAUGAUGCAUAGUGUGAGGGCUUAAGAUCCAUUGGCUUCCUGAUUUGUGUAGAACAAUUUAUUCUCUGGAAUUGAUUAUCCACUGAAGUAUGAAGAACAACCCGUAGCCCCUUUCCUCUAGGCACUUGGGUGGAAUUAUCGCCAUUUUACUUAUUCAGUCCUCUCAGAUCUAAAGAAGUGCCUAGGGGCUAGGGUUUUUUUCUAGACAGGGCCUAUGUCUGCAAAUAAUGCAUUCUGUGGUCAUGCUGCAGGUAGCUAGGUUGGUUUGGAUGUAGUAUGUUGGCUUUAAUGCUAUGUGGUUGCGCUCUUGCUAUGGCGAAAGAGAUAAAAAGGCUCCUCUGUUUUUGAGAGGAGUUGAUCAUCUCCAUGUUAUGCUCUGUUCAGAAGCUAAAACAUUUUGGCUUUGCAUUUCAGGCGUACGAUCGCUCGGAGAGCGAGGAGGUAUCUGUCAUCACCCAGCUGGUGAAGAAGAUUCUCAUCAUCAUAUCCCGACCGGCGAGGCUGCUCGAGUGCCUGGUGAGACGGAGAGAAAAUCUCAUUCUGAUUGGAAAUGCGAUUGAUUCUGUCGAGAGCGUUGGAAAGCAGUCUCUCUUAAUCUGUUUUGUCGCUGGUUUUUAAGCCACUGUAUCACCAAUAAGCUCUUUCAUGACUAAGUGAUUUUAUUUACCUUAAUCCAAUCUAAUCUAAUGGGCCUUGGAUGUCAUUGGCAGGAAUUUGACCCGGAAGAGUUCUAUCGUCUGCUGGAGGCAGCCGAGGGUCAUGCCAAGGAGGGCCAGGGCAUCAAGACGGAUAUUCCACGUUACAUCAUCAACCAACUGGGCUUGACACGCGACCCCCUCGAAGGUAUUGGUGUAUCUUUUGCCAUAACAUUGACCUGAAUUUCCCACACUUGAGACAGACAUCCAGUACAAAUCAAUAUCAUGCAUUGCUGUUAAAUCAUAUAUUUCUACCCUGCUCUUUUAGAUAUGGUACAGCUUGAACAGUAUGAGUCUGCUCCAUCAAUGACAUUGGAGUCUGAUGAAUCUGUGGAGGUAAGGAGUUAUACCUCAUUCACAUUCCAUCUGAGCAGUCCGUUGCAUUGCGCCGGAUGUCAUUCAUUUCAAUGGGAACCUUCCGCAACGGAGUGGUAUUGCAGCACCCCCUUGCGGUUCAAGGCUCCGUUGCGAAACGGAUGGCGCACACUUUGACUUUUUCCAAACAAUGCUUCGUCUUCAGUGCAGCCAAAGUCUGUCAAUAGAACAGGAAGUUACCAAACCACAGAACAAGAUGAAAAUAUAUGUGGUUUUCGGCGAUGGCUUUAUGGGAUAAUUAGCAACUUUUAAACAAUUACCCAUUCCUAUAAGUGAGUACUAUUUUAGUAGUAAUGUUGGCUGUUAAGCCAAUUCUAUUAUAUGACUGUUUUAGUUUAUUGUGAUGGUAAUUACUUUUGUUUUUGAUAAUAAUUAUUAGGUGGAGAUCGCCAGCUACAGUAUCUUCAACCGAGCCUAGCUUUUAGUUAGCUAGCUAGUUGCUUUGUAAGCUAGCUUGACUUGCUAGAAUGUUAGAGAAAGAAGUUGAGGAAAAAGUAACUAAACGAAACAUGUUUUAUUAUCACCUGAAACAAUAUGUUUUUCCUGUCUUGAAUGAAAGGGUCCUAUUUUGCAAUCUCCCAAAUAAAUGCUAUCUCAGAUGAGACACUCUCCUCCAUUUUGUCUUGCGUUGUGGAACCCUAUGCUCUCCGUCCGGUAGCAGAAAGAGAUUGCGUUAAGAUGACGUACCUCGUAAUGAAAUAUGUCACGAUGUGAAUUGGGCAUUAGCUUGCCUGUAAUGUACUAGGUUUUUAGGAUGAGAUUGCCAACAGAAUCACAUAAACUGAACUUUCAAUUAACAUAAGUCCUGAUAGCAGCUUUAUUUACAUGACGUUAUUUGGAAGACUUGCUAUGUAGUCAUACUGACACCAGUGGGUUAAUGGGUCCCCCGGCACCUUUUGUAUAAUGCCUGCCACUUAACUUCUCUUAUUGUUUGCACUGUUUGCAGCAGAACAAGUGUCCCCAGGCACUCACCCCAAUGCGAAGGAAACCACUGGAGAGUGACUUUGAAACCAUCAAACUCAUCAGUAAUGGAGCCUAUGGGUAAGCGCCAAACAGGCAAGUGGUUAACCACACUGAUCACUGAAAACAUGGACUCCCAAUUAGAUUUUAAAUCAAUGCGCUCUGUCACCUCAGUUAUAGUCAGUUAAAGGUUAACAUUAAAAGGCGAACUGUAGACUUCUGUCAAGGUUAGUAAACAUUUAGAGAAGUAUUGAAAAUUAACUACAAUUCCACUUUCAUGGAUUGAACUAUCCCUGUAGUCAUGGAUUAUCAAUGUGGAGGUAUUUUAUGACAUGGCUCCUGUCCUGUGGUGGUUGGCAGGGCUGUAUACCUGGUCCGACACAGAGACACUCGGCAGCGUUUCGCCAUGAAGAAGAUCAACAGGCAAAACCUGGUCCUGAGGAACCAGAUCCAGCAGGUGUUUGUGGAGCGGGACAUCCUGACCUUCGCUGAGAACCCCUUUGUGGUCUCCAUGUUCUGCUCCUUCGAGACACGACGCCACCUGUGCAUGGUGAUGGAGUAUGUGGAAGGUAAUGUCAUAUGAUUUUCUACCCCAAAAGCGAUAAGUUUAUCAUGACUCUGUUGUUUGUCAUGUUGGAAUGGAAAUAUACUGAACAAAAAUACUGAGUUACAGUUCAUAAAAGGAAAUCAGUCAAUUGAAAUAAAUUCAUUAGGCCCUAAUCUAUGGAUUUCACAUGACUGGGUAGGGGUGCAGCCAUGGGUGGGCCUGGGAGGGCAUAGGCCCACCCACUUUGGAGCCAGGCCCAGCCAAUCAGAAUUAGUUUUUCCCCACAAAGGCGUUUUAUUGCAGACAUAAAUACUCCUUAGUUUUAUCAGCUGUCUGGGUGACUGGUCUCAGAUGAUCCCGCAGGUGAAGAAGCCGGAUGUGGAGGUCCUGGGCUGGCGUGGUUACAAGUGGUCUGCGGUUGUGAGGCCGGUUGGACGUACUGCCAAAUUCUCUAAAACGAUGUUGCAGGCAGCUGAUGGUAGAGAAAUGAACAUUCAAUUCUCUGGCAACAGCUCUGGUGGACAUUCCUACAGUCUGUGAUGUCUGUGGCAUUGUGUUGUGUGAGAAAACUGCACAUUUUAGAGUGGCCAUUAUAUUAUAAGGUGCACCUGUCUAAUGAUCAUGCUGUUUAAUCAGAUUCUUGAUAUGCCACACCUGUCAAAUGGAUCGAUUAUCUUGGCAAAGUAGAAAUGCUCACUAACAGGGAUGUAAACAAAUUUGUGCACCAAAUUUGAGAGAAAUAAGCUUUUCUGUCUGUAUUCAAAGUUUCUGGGAUUUUUUAUUUCAGCUCAUGAAACAUGGGACCAACACUUUACAUGUUGCGUUCAUAUUAUUGUUCAGUAUAGUUGGAAAGGCGAAUUUGUUCCACUCAUGAUUUCUCCUAGCUUUAGCAUAACUGUUGAUUAUCUCUUGCAGGUGGGGACUGUGCUAACCUGCUGAAGAACAUGGGCCCCCUUCCUGUGGACAUGACCCGGAUGUACUUUGCUGAGACUGUGCUGGCCUUGGAGUACCUUCACAACUACGGCAUCGUUCAUAGAGACCUAAAACCUGACAAGUGAGUCCAGAACAGGCUUUAAACGUCUUUACAUACAGUGCCUUCAGAAAGUAUUCAUACUCCACAUUGUGUUGUGUUACAGCCUGAGUUCAAAAUGGAUUCAGUAGAUUUGUUUCUCUCACCCAUCUACACACAAUACCCCAUAAGGACAAAGUGAAAACAUAUUUUUUAAUUUUUGCACAUUUAUUGAAAAUUAAAUACAGAAAUAUCUAAUUUACAUAAGUAUUCACACCCCUGAGUCAAUACAUGUUAGUAUCACCUUUGGCAGCGAUUACAGCUGUGAGUCUUUCUGGGAAAGUCUCUAAGAGCUUUGCACACCUGGAUUGUAUAAUAUUUGCACAUUAUUCUUUUUUAAAUUCUUCAAGCUCUUUUCAAGUUGGUUGUUGAUCAUUGCUAGACAGCCAUUUUCAACUCUUGCCAUAGAUUUUCAAGACGAUUUAAGUCAAAACUGUAACUAGGCCACUCAGGAACAUUCAAUGUUAUCUUGGUAAGCAACUCCAGUAUAUAUUUGGCAAUGUGUUUUAGGUUAUUGUCCUGCUGAAAGGUGAAUUUGUCUCCCAGUGUCUGUUGGAAAGCAGACUGAACCAGGUUUUUCUCUAGGAUUUUGCCUGUGCUUAGCUCUAUUCCGUUUUUUUUUUUUUUAAACAAAAAAACUCCCUAGUCUUUGCCGAUGACAAGCAUACACAUAACAUGGUGUAGCCACCACCAUGCUUGAAAAUAUGUAGAGUGGAACUGAAUUUGCCCCAAACAUAACGCUUGGUAUUCAGGCCACAUUUUUUUCCGGUUUUACUUAAGUGCCUUAUUGCAAACAGGAUGCAUGUUUUGGAAUAUUUUUAUUCUGUACAGGCUUCCUUCUUUUCACUCUGUCAUUUAGGUUAGUAUUGUGGAGCAUUUACAAUGUUGUUUAUCCAUCUUUAGUUUUCUUCUAUCACAGCCAUUAAACUCUGUAACUGUUUUAAAGUCACCGUUGGCCUCAUGGUGAAAUCCCUGAGCGGUUUCCUUCCUCUCCGGCAACUUAGGUAUUAGGAAGGACACCUGUAUCUUUGUAGAGACUGGGUGUAUUGAUACACCAUUCAAAGUGUCAUUAAUAACUUCACCAUGUUUAAAGGGAUAUUCAAUGUCUGCUUUUUUUAAAACCAAUCUACCAAUAGGUGCCCUUCUUUGCGAGGCAUUGGAAAAACUCCCUGGUCUUUGUGGUUGAAUCUGUGUUUGAAAUUCACUGUUCGACUCCGGGACCUUACAGAUAAUUGUAUGUGUGGGGUACAGAGAUGAGGUAGUCAUUCAAAAAUCAUGCUAAACAUUGUUAUUGCACACAGAGUGAAUCCAUGCAAAUUAUUAUGUGACUUGUUAAGCACAUUUUUACUCCUGAACUUAUUUAGGCUUGCCAUAACAAAGGGGUUGAAUACUUAUUUACUCAAGACAUUACAGCUUUGAAAAAAAAAAUGUAGACAUUUCUAAAAACAUAAUUCCACUUUGACAUUAUGGGGUAUUGUGUGCAGGCCAGUGACUCAAAAUCUCAAUGUAAUCCAUUUUAAAUUCAGGCUGUAACACAACAAAAUGUGGAGAAAGUCAAGGGGUGUGAAUACUUUCUGAAGGCACUGUACCUUAAGUCGAAGAGAAUUUAGCUUGAACAUUUUUCUCCAUCCUACCUGCAGCUUGUUGAUCACUUCUAUGGGCCACAUCAAAUUGACUGACUUUGGCCUGUCCAGAAUUGGCCUGAUGAACAUGACCACUAACCUUUACGAGGGUCACAUGGAGAAAGACACCAGGGAGUUCAUCGACAAACAGGUGAGUCGGUGCUUUUCAACCGCUUAACCCUUUUUAUGUCCUUUCACUAUAAAUACAUUCAGCUCCAUAAUAAGGCAUAGGAAAACAAUAUACCGAAAUGCAAGGCACGUUUCUUGAACACAUACAUACACAUGCACACACUCACACCAGGGUCAAAUGCAUAGGUCAAAUACUUUCAAAUACUCAACCCAGUAUAGGUGUACCAUCUCAUAACUACUGUGUAACUAAACUCCAAUGUGUUAAAAAAAUCUGAAUGCAAAUGUUACGGUAUAACUGAAUAUUAUUGGUGUGGUUUUCUAGGUGUGUGGCACCCCAGAGUACAUAGCCCCAGAGGUGAUACUGAGACAGGGCUAUGGGAAGCCAGUAGACUGGUGGGCCAUGGGAGUCAUCCUGUAUGAGUUCCUGGUUGGAUGUGUGCCCUUCUUUGGGGACACACCCGAGGAACUCUUUGGGCAGGUUGUCAGUGGUAAGUAUCCAUUGAUGGAAUAUGUACACUAUAUAGGCUUUCUUUAAUUGUGUUCAAUGUGGAGAUCCUCUCAUUAACGUGUGCUUGCUCGAUGUACAGAUGACAUCAUCUGGCCCGGUGGGGAUGAGGCUUUACCUGCAGACGCCCAGGACAUGAUCACACGGCUGCUGAGGCAGGGCCCUCUAGAGCGCCUGGGGACAGGUUCGUAGACCACACAACUACGUUCCAAUGUCCAUUCUAUUAUCCCACUUAGAAUGCUAUUGCUAGAGCCCUAUUGCUAGUCUAGAUAUUGGAACCGAGCCCUCGUCUUCAUUUCCCAACAUCCUAGUCUGACGUUUUGCUGUUGGCUAUUGUUCUGAGGUUUGCACACAUGACCGUAAUCGAAAAAAUAUAUAUUGUUCUAGGAGGAGCAUCUGAGGUCAAACAACACCCCUUUUUCUUGCGUCUGGACUGGAACGGACUACUCCGACUGAAAGCAGAAUUCAUCCCUCAACUGGAAGCGGAGGACGACACCAGCUACUUUGACAGUAUGGGCAGUCCUUCACAAGUGGUCUUAUUAAGACAAAGAUCCAUUUCCUUCUAUUGCCAGUAUAUCUCUGCAGAUGUAGUGAUAUUUGCUCUUCAUGUCUGUCUAAUGCUGAUUGAUAUUUUCAUUAGUCAAUUAUGUUUAAUGAAAAUUAUAUGUUUUCCUGAAAUACACUAAAUAUCCUGGUUGGAUUUUAUGGUACGGUCCCUGUUCCUGAGUUCCACGCAUUUUGCGUUUUCAUGUUUUCAGCUCGCUCAGAGCGUUACCACCAUUUGGCCUCAGAUGAGGAUGACGAAACCAACGAUGAAGAGUCUUCCCUGGAAAUCCGUCAGUUUUCCUCCUGGUCAAACCGCUUCAGCAAGGUUCGGAACAUACCUUUUCAAAUAUUAGUAAUUUUGUCACAGAACAGAUAAAGAAAUGUCAAUAAUAUUAGUAGUUUGUUGAGCAAUUCUUUAUAAAAACAAUAUAAUGGAAAACUCCUUAAAUCUCUGAGAGAGAAAAAACUGUUUUGUUAGAGCCAAGUUCACCAAACUUGGCCACCCUAGCUAAUGUGGCUACUCCAUGCUUUCAGGUGUACAGCAGCACAGAACAUCUGGCCACACCGUCCAACCUGAGCUUCUCAUCAGACCGCAGCCACAGUGAGGACAAGGAGGGCUGGGAUGGGCGUUUCACACCCUUCCCGGGAGGAGACAUCCAGAGACAGGAACGCCAGCACCAAGAUCGCAGGGGCAGGUGAGCAGAGCCAGGACGAGUUUGUAGCUCUCUGUUUCUGUUAGGAUUCCCUGUGUAGGAAUUAAAAUACGUCCUUAUCGGAAGCACUGCUGAACAGUUGGUGAAAGUGCAUCAAAUUAUGAUUAAUUCCGAAAAGUUAAGAAAUGUUGCUGAAUAGAGUGUGUGCAUCCAAUGGGUACACACGGCAUAAAUGACUAUUCUAGCUGUAGAUAGUAUGUGUCACCAUUGCCCCUUCUCCUCCUAACUGACACUGCCGUUGAUGUGAUGCAGCCUGCGCCCUCGGGCCUCGUCCAAUUCCUUCCAUUGUGAGAGGGGCACCAGCCCCCUGGUGAUGAGCAGCACCCACAGUCUGGAGACCAUGCCCCGCUUCGCCUUCUCCACAGACGACGAAGGUGAGCUCAGUCCCAAGCCCCUCCACUCUUGUUCAAGUUUGCACAGCCUCAUGGAAACCAACAAAAAUUGAAUUAUUGCCCAUGAUGUGACAUAAGAUAUUUAAUUUCUUAUGAAACAUUACUCAUAAAAACAAACAGAUUUGUGUGAUAUUGCUUUUUGUUGAUCGGAGGAUUCAGGACUAAGUCGGGUGCAGACUAAUCAAAUGGCAAACAGUCAAAACAAAAGCAAUCUAUGCACAAACACAGAGUUUCUCUUGUGUUGAGAGUGAGCUUCCAUCCAGACAAAAUUAUUUGCAAAGAUACUUCAAACAUUGCCGAUUUUGGUCACCAUUGGAUUUAUACCCUUAUUCCUGUGUAUUACAGCUGAGGUGGUCGUGUCAAACCUUCAUCGGAUCCGUAUUCGUAGCAACAGCACCGGGGCGAAACACUCUUCCCCCAGGAACCACAGGGCCCCCCAACGCUUUGGGAACCAGCUGGAGACACCAGAUAGACAGACACCAGAUAGACAGACACCAGACAGACCGACACCAGACCGACAGAGGCUUGGGGGCAAAGUCGUCAAGUCUGCCUCCAUCUCCGCCCUGUCUCUCAUCAUCACUGCAGGUCUGUGUUGGGGGUAAUGCGUUACAAAAGUAAAUCGUUACGUAAUCGGAUUACUUUUAUGAGUAACGGAGUAAAGUAAUGGGUUACUUUUUCAAAUUGGGUAAUAUUAUUACAGUUACUUUGUCAAACAACACGUGCGUUACUUUCAGAAUCAUAUCUCUACCGGGCACGUGUUUCCAUGAUCUGAUCUCGACUUGUUUCCUCAUUUAGUUCUCGAGCAAGCGGAGGAAGGCAACAAGCUCUCACAGUCUCACUGUAAAAUUAGAUGUUUAUCCACGUUUCUCCAAACAUCAAAUUUCUAAAUUCCUCCAAACGUCAAAUUUCAGUGUUUCUGACACACUGUGUUGACUCCUGCUGUGCUGUAUCGUUCCAUUUCUCCAAACAUCAAAUUUUGAAUUCAAGGGUUAAGUUUAAGCACUCAUUCCAAAUGGUUAAGGUAAGGUUUGGGAUAGCGUUAAAACAAAAAAUGUAAAACCAGUGUCCACGACUGGGAUCGAACAUGCAAACUUCUGAUCCAGAGUCAUGGGAUAACACUUAUCCACCACCUCUGUCCACAACACCCUAGCAAAACCCAAGCCUACUUGGUGGUAAUAGCGCUCACUGUUGCCCAUAGUGGCCAGUUUUGAAGGCAUUUCCCGACAUCCUCAGGACAUGGAUAGACGUCCAAUUUCGACGUCAAUCUUGAACCAUCUCCCUGGUUUGGAGAAAUGUAAUGAUGAGUUGAUGUCCAUAGAAAUGUAUAGAGGGUGCACCUCUGAUCUUUGCCAUUGAUCACUUCUGUGAAAACAGAUUCCCGAGAUUCCUGAGUGGCGCAGUGGUCUAAGGCACUGCAUCGCAGUGCUAGCUGUGCCACUAGAGAUCCUGGUUCGAAUCCAGGCUCUGUCGUAGCCGGCCGCGACCGGGAGACCCAUGGGGCGGCGCACAAUUGGCCCAGCGUCGUCCAAGGUAGGGGAGGGAAUGGCCGGCAGGGAUGUAGGAUCAGUUGGUAGAGCAUGGUGUUUGCAACGCCAGGGUUGUGGGUUCGUUUCCCACGGGGGGCCAGUAUGAAAAAAAUAAAAAUAAAGAAUGUAUGCACUCACUAACUGUAAGUCGCUCUGGAUAAGAGCGUCUGCUAAAUGACUAAAAUGCAAAAAGAAAUGCAAAUACAAAGGCCAUAGACGGCUUUCCUGUGUAGUGGCAAGUGUGCCCUCUAUACAUUUCUAUGGGUCUGUGUACGUGUGCUCUAUAACCAGAACAGGCAGCUAGAGAGAGAGAUUUUGAAUGAAAAGAUAGGAAAUCUGUACAGAUGGUUGGCUUACAGUAUAUAUGGUGUGUAUACUAGCACAGGAAAGCAGCACCACAGAUAAAAGGACAAACUAGUGAUAAGACCUGAGUUAGUAAAUAGCCUAUCUCUUUUAGAGUGCACACGGCCUUGUUCCCUCCUAUAGAAUGUGUGGUUUUUUUCAUGAAAGUAACGCAAAGUAAUAUAACUAGUAGUAUAACACAAUACUUUCCUCACAAACUAAUAUUGUACAGUAAUCUGUAGACAUUGGAGUGUUGGAGUUAAGAUCAGAAUGGAUGGUGGAUUGACCACUGUGGGUGAAAAUCCAGCACUUGAAGAAAGAGGAAAUUAGGAAUACAUGUAGCUACAGGUACCGUAGGUGUGAGCAAAAUAUCUGUAAGUAGCAGUAUAAGUAUUGUUGUCUGUUAGUUUACUCCAUUUAGGGUAGGGAUGGUAGAAGGGUAGGGGGGAAAAAAGUAUAGAUAAAAAAAUUAUUACAAUAAAAAUAUAUACACAGUACCAGUCAAAGGUUUGGACACCUACGUAUUCAAGUUUUUUUGGGGGACUAUUUUUUACAUUGUAGAAUAAUAGUGAAGACAUCAAAACUAUGAAAUAACACAUAUGGAAUCAUGUAGUAACCAAAAAAGUGUUAAACAAAUCAAAAUAUAUUUUAUAUUUGAGAUUCUUCAAAUAGCCACCCUUUGCCUUUAUGACAGCUUUGCAAACUCUUGGCAUUCUCUCAACCAGCUUCACCUGGAAUGCUUUUCCAAAAGUCUUGAAGGAGUUCCCACAUAGGCUGAGCACUUGUUGGCUGCUUUUCCUUCACUCUGCGGUCCGACUCAUCCCAAACCAUCUCAAUUGGGUUGAGGUCGGGGGAUUGUGGAGGCCAGGUCAUCUGAUGUGGCACUCCAUCACUCUCCUUCUUGGUAAAAUAGCCCUUACACAGCCUGGAGGUGUGUUGGGUCAUUGUCCUGUUGAAAAACAAAUGAUAGUCCCACUAAGCCCAAACCAGAUGGGAUGGCGUAUCACUGCAGAAUGCUGUGGUAGACAUGGUGGUUAAGUGUGCCUUGAAUUCUAAAUAAAUCACAGACAGUGUCACCAGCAAAGCACCCCCACACCAUAACACCUCCUCCAUGCUUUACGGUGGGAACUACACAUGCGGAGAUCAUCUGUUCACCCACACUGCGUCUCACAAAGACACAGUGGUUGGAACCAAAAAUCUCCCAUUUUACUCCAGACCAAAGGACACAUUUCCACCGGUCUAAUGUCCAUUGCCUGUGUUUCUUGGCCCAAGCAGGUCUCUUCUUCUUAUUGGUGUCCUUUAGUAGUGGUUUCUUUGCAACAAUUCGACCAUGAAUGCCUGAAUCACACAGUCCCCUCUGAACAGUUGAUGUUGAGAUGUGUCUGUUUCUUGAACUCUGUGAAGCAUUUAUUUGGGCUGCAAUUUCUGAGGCUGGUAACUCUAAUUAACUUAUUCUCUGCAGCAGAGGUAACUCUGGGUCUUCCAUUCCUGUGGCGGUCCUCAUGAGAGCCAGUUUCAUCAUAGCGCUUGAUGGUUUUUGCGACUGCACUUGAAGAAACGUUAAACGUUCCGUAUUGUCUGACCUUCAUGUCUUAAAGUAAUGAUGGACUGUCGUUUCUCUUUGCUUAUUUGAGCUGUUCUUGCCAUAAUAUAGACUUGGUCUUUUACCAAAUAGGGCUAUCUUCUGUAUAGCCCCCCUACCUUGUCACAACACAACUGAUUGGCUCAAACGCAUUAAGACAGAAAUAAAUUCCACAUGUUAACUUUUAAGAAGGCACACCUGUUAAUUGAAAUGCAUUCCAGGUGACUACCUCAUGAAGCUUGUUGAGAGAAUGCCAAGAGUGUACAAAGCUGUCAUCAAGGCAAAGGGUGGCUAUUUGGUUACUACAUGAUUCCAUAUGUGCUAUUUCAUAGUUUUGAUGUCUUCACUAUUAUUCUACAAUGUAGAAAAUAGUAAAACUAAAGAAAACCCCUUGAAUGAGUAGGUGUGUCAACUGUUGACUGGUGGUGUAUAUAUUGUAAAGUAAUGUGUUACUUUUGUUAAAUGUAAUGAAUACAAUUUUUUAUAAGUAACUAAUCCCAACACUGCUGCAGGUUAAUACCAAUGUCAUCGGAGCUUCCUCUGGGCUCCGCGGUAACGGUUUAGAAGGGAAAUACACUACAUGGACACCUGCUCGUCGAACAUCUCAUUCCAAAAUCAUGGGCAUUAAAGUAGAGUUGAUCCCCCCCUUUGCUGCUAUAACAGCCUCCACUCUUCUGGGAAGGCUUUCCACUAGAUGUUGGAACAUUGCUGCGGGGACUUUCUUUCAUUCAGCCACGAGCAUUAGUGAGGUCAGGCACUGAUGUUGGGCGAUUAGACCUGGCUUGCAGUCUGCGUUCCAAUUCAUCCCAAAGGUGUUCGAUGGAGUUGAGGUCAGGGCUCUGUGCAGGCCAGUCAAGUUCUUCCACAUCGAUCUCGACAAACCAUUUCUGUAUGGACCUCGCUUUGUGCACGGGGGCAUUGUCAUGCUGAAACAGGAAAGGGCCUUCCCCAAACUGUUGCCACAAAGUUGGAAGCACAGAAUCUUCUAGAAUGUCAUUGUAUGCUGUAGCGUUAAUAUUUCCCUUCACUGGAACUAAGGGGGCAUGAAAAACAGCCCCAGACCAUUAUUCCUCCUCCACCCAACUUUACAGCUGGCACUAUGCAUUGGGGCAGGUAGAGUUCUCCUGGCAUACGUCUAACCCAGAUUCGCCCGUCGGAUUGCCAGAUGGUGAAGCGUGAUUCAUCACUCCAGAGAAUGCGUUUCCACUGCUCCACAGUACAAUGGCAGCGAGCUUUACACCAUUCCAGCCGACGCUUGGCAUUACGCAUGGUGAUAUUAGGCUUGUGUGUGGCUGCUCGACCAUGGAAACCCAUUUCAUGAAGCUCCCAACAAACAGUUAUUGCACUGGCGUUGCUUCCAGAGACAGUUUGGAACUCGAUAGUGAGUGUUGCAACCGAGGACAGACGAUUUUUAUGCGCUACGUGCUUCAGCACUUGGUGGUCCCGUUCUGUGAGCUUGUGUGGCCUACCACUUCACGGCUGAGCCGUUGUUGCUCCUAGGCGUUUCCACUUCACAAUAACAGCACUUAUAGUUGACAUGGGCAGCUCUAGCAGGGCAGAAAUGUGACUUACUGACUUGUUGGAAAGGUGGCAUCCUAUGACGGUGCCAUUUUGAAAGUCAUUGAGUUCUUCAGUAAGGCCAGUCUACUGCCAAUGUUUGUCUAUGGAGAUUGCAUGGCUGGGUGCUCGAUUUUAUACAGCUGUCAGCAACGGGUGUGGCUGAAAUAGCCGAAUCCACUAAUUUGAAGAUGCUUUUGUAUAUGUAGUGUAAGUUAGUCAUACUGGGUUGCUAGUGCCCAGCAGGCAAAUAUCGCUGAAUAGGGUGUGGUAUGGCAGGUAUGUUUGCACAGAGCUAAUGCUAAACAAGAGCAGUCUCUUGUUUUAAAUUCAACCAUUGCACCAUGCUUUUUCUCGUUUCCUGAACUUGAACUCAUCCUUUGUGUACCAUUCCAGAUGACAUGCCCGGCGGCCUACAGCCCAGCCCCAUCUCUUCGCGCUCGCUCUCGUCCAAUCAUUCGUCCCGCGACUCGUCCCCCAGCCGUGACCUGUCGCUUAGCCUCAGAAGCCUGCGGCCACCCAUCGUCAUCCACAGCUCAGGGAAGAAGUACGGCUUCACCAUGCAGGCCAUCCGCGUCUACAUGGGCGACAGCGACGUCUACACUGUGCACCACAUGGUCUCGGUGAGUGCCCUUUGGUAUCCUGCUCCCGAAUUAGCCAAUAGUUACAUAAUAAAAGGCGGCAUCAUCCCACACAGACUUUUGAGUAAUUGUGAUAAUAAUAAACCACUUUUGUUUUAGAGUGUUGAAGAUGACAGCCCAGCCCACGAGGCAGGACUGAGGGCCGGUGACCUCAUCACUCACGUGAAUGGAGAGUCAGUGCAGGGCCUGGUCCACACAGAGAUGAUGGAGCUGCUUCUGAAGGUACAGAAACAAUACACACCCUCAAACCAAUACCUAUUGUCAACCUAUACCAACACUGUUGAGAGAUAUUAUAAGAACUUUAAUCAAUACCAAUGAAACUCCAACAGAGUGGUGGCAAGGUGGCCCUUCAGACUACAGCAUUGGAGAACACGUCUAUUAAGGUUGGGCCGGCUCGAAAGACCAGCCACAAGGGAAAGAUGGCAAGACGCAGCAAGAAAAGCAAGAGAAGAGACAAUCAGGACAGGUGAGGGAAAACGUUUUGUGCUAAUUCAAUUUAAUGGAAUAUUGCUGCCGUAUUGCCAUUGUUAUGAUAUAUUCACAUCAAUUUUAUAUAAAUACAUCCAGCAAGAGUCGUACUUCAAAAGUCACUAUUCCAAAUCAAAUUGUAUUUGUCACAUGCUUCGUAAGCAACAGGUGUAGACUAACAGAAACAUGCUUCCUUACGGGCCCUUCCCAACAAUGCAAAGAGAAAGAAAACAGAGCAAUAAUAGAAAAGUAAAACGCGUAACAAUAAAAGUAAUAAUAAAUACAUGAUGAGUAACGAUAACUUGGCUAUAUACAUGAGGUACCAGUACCGAGUCAAUAUGCAUGGGUACAAAGUAAUUUAGCUACAGUUGAAGUCGGAAGUUUACAUACACCUUAGCCAAAUACAUUUAAACUCAGUUUCACAAUUCCUGACAUUUAAUCCUAGUAAAAAUUGUUUAACUUGGGUCAAACGUGUCGGGUAGCCUUCCACAAGCUUCCCACAAUAAGUUGGGUGAAUUUUGGCCCAUUCCUCCUGACAGAGCUGGUGUAACUGAGUCAGGUUUGUAGGCCUCCUUGCUCGCACACGCUUCUUCAGUUCUGCCCACAAAUGUUCUAUAGGAUUGAGGUCAGGGCUUUGUGAUGGCCACUCCAAUACCACAACUUUGGAAGUAUGCUUGGGGUCAUUGUCCAUUUGGAAGACCCAUUUGCGACCAAGCUUUAACUUCCUGACUGAUGUCUUGAGAUGUUGCUUCAAUAUAUCCACAUAAUUUUCCUUCCUCACGAUGCCAUCUAUUUUGUGAAGUGCACCAGUCCCUCCUGCAGCAAAGCACCCCCACAGCAUGAUGCUGCCACCCCGUGCUUCAUGGUUGGGAUGGUGUUCUUCGGCUUGGAAGGCACCCCCUUUUUCCUCCAAACAUAACGAUGGUCAUUAUGGCCAAACAGUUAUAUUUUUGUUUCAUCAGACCAGAGGACAUUUCUCCAAAAAGUAGGAUCUUUGUCCCCAUGUGCAGUUGCAAACCGUAGUCUGGAUUUUUUAUGGCGGUUUUGGAGCAGUGGCUUCUUCCUUGCUGAGCGGCCUUUCAGGUUAUGUCGAUAUAGGACUCGUUUUACUGUGGAUAUAGAUACUUUUGUACCUGUUUCCUCCAGCAUCUUCACAAGGUCCUUUGCUGUUGUUCUGGGAUUGAUUUGCACUUUUUGCACCUAAGUACGUUCAUCUCUAGGAGACAGAAAGCGUCUCCUUCCUGAGCGGUAUAACGGCUGUGUGGUCCCAUGGUGUUUAUACUUGCGUACUAUUGUUUGUACAGAUGAACGUGGUACCUUCAGGCGUUUGGAAAUUGCUCCCAAGGAUGAACCAGACUUGUGGAGGUCUACAAUAUUUUUGGCUGAUUUCUUUUGAUUUCUUUUGAUGUAUUUGGCUAAGGUGUAUGUAAACUUCCGACUUCAACUGUAUUUGGCUAAGGUGUAUGUAAACUUCCGACUUCAACUGUAUGUACAUUUAACUAGGAAUAAAGUGAUAGAUAAUAAACAGUAGCAGCAGCGUAUGUGACGAGUCUAAAAAGUUCAUGCAAAUAGGGUCAAUGCAGAUAGUCUGAGUAGCUAUUUGGUUAACUAUUUAACUAACUAUUUAGCAAUCUUAUGGCUUAGGGGUAGAAGCUGUUCGGGGUCCUGUUGGUUCCAGACAUCAGUACCGCUUGCUGUGCGGUAGCAGAGAGAACUUUCUAUGAAUUGAGUGGCUGGAGUCUUUAUUGGGCCUUCCUCUGACAAUGCCUGGUAUAGAGGUCCUGGAUGGCAGGAAGCUCGGCCCCAGUGAUGUACUGGGCCAUACGCACUACCCUCGGUAGCGCCCUGCGGUCGGGUGCCAAGCAGUUGCCAUACCAAGCGGUGAUGCAGCCAGUCAAGAUCCUCUCAAUGGUGCAGCUGUAUAACGUUUUGAGGAUCUUAGGGCCCAUGCCAAAUCUUUUCAGCCUCCUGAGGGGGAGGAGGCAUGUGUUGGUGUGUGUGAACCAUGAUAGAUCCUUAGUGAUGUGGACACCAAGAAACUUGAUGCCCGUUGAUGUGAAUUUCUCCCCAGUGUUCAAUCGAGAUCACUAAACACUACUGCAUGGAUGACAACAAACUUCAUACCUCACCAGUAUUGCCUUUUUUCAAAAUGGAGUUAUAAAUCUAAGCCUUGACUAAGUUAAGAAACAUAAGUUACAGAGUAUCCUUUCUAAUUUGUAUUACUCUACUGUCAUCAUCGUGAAACAAGUUGACCUAACCCUGAUAGAUAUUAUCAUGCAACCAGUUCAAUUAGAAAACAAAAUUAUACUCAAUUCGUUUUUUUUUGUUGCAGCAUACAGAAAAAUAAUCUCAGGCUGUGAAUCACAUACUAUACUAAUAAUGUUAUGGCUCUAUUUACCCUUCAAAACCCUUCGCAACUCCUUCAUAGCCCUUCAUAACUCUUUGUAACCACUGACUGACCUAGGCGGCGGAGCAUCCUGAAGAAGCUGUCCAAGCAGAGCACGGUGAUUCACAGCAGCCGCAGCUUCAACUCUGGACUGCAGCACCACUCUGUGUCGUCCAGCGAGAGCCUGCCAGGCUCCCCCACACACAGCAUGUCACCUGGCCCCUCCACCCCCUGCCGCAGUCCUGCCCCCGACCACCAGGCUGCAGGUAAGACAAGGCCCACACUCCUGCAGCACUGUUGCUACUAGCACUGUAACUGUGACUAUGACUACUAGCCAACUACUGUCACUAUUACUACUACUACUAUGGCUACAGUCACUACUGUAUUACUAGGCUACUACUAAAACUACUACUGUAGUCCCCUGUAGCUCAGUUGGUAGAGCAUGGCGCUUGCAACGCCAGGGUUGUGGGUUCGUUUCCCACGGGGGGCCAGUAUGAAAAUGUAUGCACUCACUAACUGUAAGUCGCUCUGGAUAAGAGCGUCUGCUAAAAUAAAAUAAAUAAAAAUAAAUACUGUUACUACUAACCUUUUAUCUCCCCAUUUUGCUUGCCAUAUAUCUUUGUCCAAAUGUCUUAGUCCAUGACAAUGCAAUAGCCCAUUUGAGGUAGACUAUAAACUUACUCUGUAUUGACCUCUCCCUCAGACACCAACUCUCCACAGAGCACUUCUCCCUGCUCCAGCUCUCCCAGCUCCCCGGCUGCACACAUCCGGCCCAGCUCCCUGCAUGGCCUGGGCUCCAAGCUUAGUAUCCAGCGCUACACCAAGGUGGGCCGCCGCAAGUCCACCAGCAGCAUCCCCCCGUCCCCCCUGGCCUGCAACUCCUCCCCCCAGCCUCUGUCACCCCAGCGCUCCCCCUCUCCCCUCCCUGGCAUCACGAAGACCUUCCACACAGUCCAUGGCAAGACUUUGUCCCCCCCCACCAUUGUCCGCCAUUGUGUGCGCCCCCGCAGCGCAGAGCCGCCCCGCUCCCCCCUCCUCAAGAGGGUGCAGUCGGCUGAGAGGCUCUCCAGCGCCUACCAUGUUGACAAGAAGUCGUACCCCCACCGCAGGCACACGUUGGAGGUGCCUUUCCAGGGCGAGGGCGAGGACGUGGAGGUGGAGGGGGUCUGCGGCGGAGGGAUCUCCUACCUCGGGGACCACGGGAGGCUGCUGGGGGGGUACGGGGGAUGCCAGAGGCUGAGGGACUGGGCAGCGGAGCGCUCAGAGCAAUUGGUGGUGAUGAGGAAGCUCAACCUUUCGGAGCGCCGUGACUCCUUCAAGAAGCAGGAGGCGGUGCAGGAGGUGAGCUUUGACGAGCCUGACGACCAGAAGACCAGCCCCACGUUCACCGUGAUGCUCACUGCCCCUGGAGCCAACCGGCUCCAACAGCGGGCAGCCUCCUGGACACCCAUGUCCCAACCCAGCGAGGAGGUGACUGAGGUGAAACGCUUCACCCUGGUGCCUCAGAUUGCUGUGCAGGGCUCGACGGAGAGUGAGGAGCAGGACGACUGGGAGCCGUGCUCAGACGGAGAGGAGGAAGACGACGAGAGACAGGAGCCCGACUCUACCGAUAACAACAUUGGCACCCAGCAGCUGGUUAAGGAUGUCUCUCUCAUGGUGAACGUCUCCAGUAAGGCACCAGAAGCGACAGCUGCUUUGCACAAAGACAGGCCUGCCUCGGAUAAGGUUGGGGAUACCGCAGUAGACUCUAACCCCCAGAAAGGGAAGCUAAGGAAGUGA
Molecule: messenger RNA, 25170 nt
Organism: Coregonus sp. 'balchen'
Lineage: Eukaryota; Metazoa; Chordata; Actinopteri; Salmoniformes; Salmonidae
Source: the annotation of a GenBank genome assembly